Triticum aestivum (bread wheat) is the source of this 685-nucleotide messenger RNA. RefSeq names its product putative cytochrome c oxidase subunit 5b-like. The record is from RefSeq and is a predicted model, not a curated record. The transcript has 6 exons. Gene Ontology annotation, cellular component: respiratory chain complex IV; mitochondrial envelope. Bases 160 to 663 code for a protein of 167 amino acids. NCBI's taxonomy places the organism in Eukaryota, Viridiplantae, Streptophyta, Magnoliopsida, Poales, Poaceae. Gene Ontology annotation, biological process: mitochondrial electron transport, cytochrome c to oxygen.
CACCCCCCGCAGGCCGCAUACCAUCCGUCUUGUCCUUUGACCUCCUCCCCCCUCUCUGGUCAGAUCAAAUCGAGCCUGCCCUUCUCGCUCGCGUCUCCACUCCAUUUCCCUUUCCCCCGAGGAGGCCGCCGCCGUGACCUGAGAGCACACGCACGCACCAUGUGGCGCCGCCUCCAAACCCUAGCCCCCGCCCUCCGCCGCGCUGCCGCCGCAGCCGGCGCGGCCCCCUCCCCGGCCAGCGCCCGGGCCGCUCCCCUCUCCACGGCGGUCGCGGCCUUCCGCCGCACUGGGCUCCUCCUCUCUGCGGACAAGCCGGCGGCGUCAGGGACGAGUGUGGAGGACGUCAUGCCCAUUGCCACGGGGUUGGAGCGCGAGGAGCUCGAGGCGGAGCUCCAGGGGAAGAAGCGCUUCGACAUGGAUCCUCCUGUCGGUCCCUUUGGUACCAAGGAGGCACCGGCCGUCAUUGAGUCCUAUUUUGACAAGAGAAUAGUAGGUUGCCCUGGUGAUGAAGGAGAGGAUGAGCAUGACGUCGUAUGGUUCUGGUUGAAAAAAGAUGAGCCACAUGAAUGCCCAGUCUGCUCACAAUACUUUGUGCUUAAGGUCAUUGGUGAUGGUGGAAAUCCAGAUGGGCAUGAUGAUGAUGAUGAUGGUCAUCACCACUAAGGAUGCCUCGUGGUUCUGAAAA